CCGAGCUCCCGGCCCGGGCACCCAGCGCUGCUUUACUCGCCGGGAAGGCGGCGCCGGCGGUGGCUGCUCACGCUGUGCCCACUCCUGGGCGCUGCGCUCCCGUCGCGGGUGGGCUCCUCAACCACUGGCCGGCCGCAGUCCCUGCCGAGAGGUGGCCUCUGCAUCCCAUCUUCUCACUGCUGGGGCGCCCCAGCACGUGCGACCCUUCUUUGGGGGUGCUCCCACGCGCGGCUACCAAGCGGAGGGCAGCCAACUUUGCCACCUUGCGGGUCGCCCGCCCUCGCUCAGCGGGAGCCUGCUCGCUCAGCUGCGCAACUGAGGACUCGGUGCUCCUGGCCGCGGAGCUGGUCCCCAACCUGGCGCGCUGUGAGCGGAGGAUAGCUCCGGAGAAGUGGUGAGGAGCAGUGACGGCUGCUGCCUCGACUUCCCUUGCAGCGCGCUGAAGAGGACCCUUGGAGCCGCUCCAGGCCCCAGGCGCUGGAUGACUGGCAGGAGGAACGCUCCCCUCAUCUGGGCUGGUGUGUGAAAACCCGGCUUGGGUGCCCAUGUAGCCACACAGUUCAGUGUGAUUCAUGACGGAGGCCACGCGGCUCUACCCUCUCUCUCCUCGGUAUUUUUCACACAUGAGGAGAAGGUGAGCUUCGUAGAAGACACGUUCCCAGAGUCAGAGACCCCUUGCCCACCAUGAAGGGAGCCUGCAUCCUUGCAUGGCUGUUCUCAAGCCUGGGAGUGUGGAGACUUGCCCGCCCUGAGUUCCAGGAACCCGCCCAGUGCCAGAGAGCUGAGCAUCCUGUUGUCUCCUACAAAGAAAUUGGCCCCUGGUUACGGGAGUUCAGGGCAGAGAAUGCUGUGGAUUUCUCGAGGUUAACCUUUGACCCUGGACAGAAAGAACUUGUUGUAGGAACAAGAAACUAUCUCUUCAGAUUACAGCUUGAGGAUCUGUCUCUCAUCCAGGCUGUGGAGUGGGAGUGUGAUGAAGCUACCAAGAAGGCCUGUUACAGCAAAGGCAAGUCAAAGGAGGAAUGUCAGAACUAUAUCAGAGUGCUCUUAGUGGGCGGGGACCGGCUAUUCACCUGUGGGACCAAUGCUUUCACACCUGUCUGUACCAUCCGCUCGUUAAGUAACCUGACUGAGAUCCAUGAUCAGAUCAGUGGCAUGGCUCGCUGUCCCUACAGUCCCCAGCAUAAUUCUACAGCUCUGCUCACAGCCAGUGGAGAGCUCUAUGCUGCAACAGCCAUGGACUUCCCAGGGCGAGAUCCAGCCAUAUACAGAAGUCUGGGCACUUUACCUCCUCUUCGAACUGCACAGUACAACUCCAAAUGGCUCAAUGAACCAAACUUUGUGUCUUCCUAUGACAUUGGAAACUUCACCUACUUCUUCUUCCGAGAAAAUGCUGUGGAGCAUGACUGUGGGAAGACUGUGUUCUCCAGGGCUGCCCGGGUCUGCAAAAAUGACAUUGGAGGGCGAUUCCUCCUGGAAGACACCUGGACCACCUUCAUGAAGGCUCGCCUCAACUGCUCCCGGCCCGGUGAGGUGCCCUUCUACUACAAUGAGCUGCAGGGCACCUUCUUCCUGCCGGAGCUGGAUCUGAUCUAUGGCAUCUUCACCACCAACGUGAACAGCAUUGCUGCCUCUGCUGUAUGUGUCUUCAACCUGAGUGCCAUCUCACAGGCCUUCAAUGGACCUUUCAAGUACCAAGAGAACUCUCGCUCCGCCUGGCUGCCUUAUCCCAACCCCAACCCCAAUUUUCAGUGCGGCACCAUGGACCAGGGCCUGUAUGUAAACCUGACAGAAAGAAACCUUCAGGACGCUCAGAAGUUCAUUCUGAUGCAUGAGGUGGUACAGCCAGUGACCACCGUGCCCUCCUUCAUGGAGGACAACAGCCGCUUCUCCCAUGUGGCCGUCGACGUGGUGCAGGGCAGGGACACACUGGUCCACAUCAUCUAUCUGGCCACAGAUUAUGGCACCAUUAAGAAAGUACGGGCUCCCCUGAGUCAGACCUCAGGCAGCUGUUUGCUGGAAGAAAUUGAGCUUUUCCCAGAGAGGAGGAGGAAACCUAUCAGGAGCCUGCAGAUACUCCACAGCCAGAGUGUCCUCUUUGUGGGGCUGCAGGAGCAUGUGGCCAAGAUCCCCUUGAAGAGGUGCCACUUCCACCAAACACGCAGUGCGUGCAUUGGUGCCCAGGACCCUUACUGUGGCUGGGAUGUGGUGAUGAAGAAGUGCACCAGCCUGGAGGAGAGUCUGAGCAUGACUCAGUGGGAGCAGAGCAUCUCCACCUGUCCGACCAGAAAUCUCACUGUGGAUGGGAGCUUUGGCCCCUGGUCUCCGUGGACAUCCUGUACACACACAGAUGGUGCUGCUGUGGGAUCCUGCCUCUGCCGGUCCCGUGCCUGUGACAGUCCGGCUCCACAGUGUGGUGGCUGGCAGUGUGAGGGCCCUAGGAUGGAGAUCACCAACUGUUCCAGGAAUGGAGGCUGGACACCCUGGACCUCCUGGUCGCUAUGCAGCACCACCUGUGGCAUUGGUUUCCAGGUGCGGCAACGCUCCUGCAGCAACCCCACACCCAGGCACGGAGGCCGUGUGUGUGUGGGUCAGAACCGGGAGGAAAGAUACUGCAAUGAACAUUUGCUCUGCCCGCCACAUGUGUUCUGGACAGGCUGGGGACCUUGGGAACGGUGCACUGCCCAGUGUGGGGGUGGCAUUCAAGCCCGCCGUAGGACCUGUGAAAAUGGGCCUGACUGUGCAGGAUGUAAUGUGGAGUACCAGCCUUGUAACACCAAUGCAUGCCCAGAGUUGAAGAAGACCACACCAUGGACUCCCUGGACACCUGUCAACAUCUCAGACAAUGGUGGUCACUAUGAGCAGCGGUUCCGAUACACCUGUAAAGCUCGCCUGCCAGAUCCAAAUUUACUGGAAGUGGGGAGGCAGAGGAUUGAAAUGCGGUACUGUUCCAGUGACGGGACCAGCGGCUGCUCCACAGAUGGUCUUUCUGCAGACUUUCUACGAGCUGGGAGGUACUCUGCCCAUACUGUCAAUGGGGCGUGGUCAGCGUGGACUUCCUGGUCACAGUGCAGCCGGGACUGCAGCAGAGGCAUUCGGAACCGGAAGCGUGUUUGCAACAACCCAGAACCCAAGUAUGGGGGCAUGCCCUGCCUUGGCCCAUCCCUGGAGUUCCAGGAAUGCAACAUUUUACCCUGCCCAGUGGAUGGUGUGUGGUCUUGUUGGUCAUCCUGGUCAAAAUGCUCAGCAACUUGUGGGGGUGGACACUACAUGAGAACCCGCUCGUGUACGAAUCCAGCCCCAGCUUAUGGAGGGGACAUCUGCCUGGGACUGCACACAGAGGAGGCACUCUGCAACACACAGACCUGUCCAGAAAGCUGGUCAUUGUGGUCAGACUGGUCUGUGUGUGAUGCCUCUGGCAUCCAGGUCCGUGCUCGACAGUGUAUUCUUCUGUUUCCUGUGGGCAGCCAGUGUUCCGGAAAUACCACAGAGAGUCGGCCAUGUGUGUUUGACUCUAAUUUCAUCCCAGAAGUGUCUGUGGCAAGAUCGAGCAGUGUAGAAGAGAAAAGAUGUGGAGAAUUCAACAUGUUCCACAUGAUGGCCGUGGGGCUCAGCAGUUCCAUCCUCGGCUGCCUCCUCACCCUACUUGUCUACACCUACUGCCAGCGGUACCAGCAGCAGUCCCAUGAUGCAACUGUUAUCCACCCUGUCUCUCCUGCCGCUCUCAACAGCAGCAUCACUAACCACAUCAACAAACUGGACAAAUAUGACUCAGUGGAGGCCAUCAAGGCAUUUAACAAAAACAACUUGAUAUUAGAGGAGAGAAACAAAUACUUCAACCCACAUCUCACUGGGAAGACCUACUCCAACGCCUACUUUACAGAUCUCAACAACUAUGAUGAAUACUAGCAGCUCUUAUACUUGUGGCUCCUUGUAAACUCUCUGCUCCUCAAAGCCGUGCUCCAUGACUGCCCAUGUUUCUGAGGCUUCAGAGAUGACAUGUGGAUCCAUUUCAAGUGCAUUUCAAGCCAAGACUUUCCCAUUGCUACAAAAAACCGCACACCCUUAAACACCUGAAUGUGGUGUUGUGACAAUCUGGUCUGUAACAAACAUUUGAUUGUUGCUAAGUGAGCCAUGGUGUGAAGUUUUGUAUUAUGCUCAUUCCAAAUUCUAACUGGUCUAUUGUUUCAUGAGUUUUAUUUCAUAAAUGUGCCAACCACAUUAGAAAGUGUCUUCAGACACAUAGCAUCUUCAUGAUUUUGAAUGUAGAGCUUCAUGAUAUUUUAAUUUGAAAACAAACAAAAACCAGGCACUUUAUCUGAGAGGUCCCUUCCCACCAACAGGGUCCAUAGUAACUCAAAGAAUGAAGAUAUGACUAUGGUCAACUCCCCCAACCUGAGUUACUCUUGGAAAGAAUUUGUUUGCACUUGGAGUGAUUCCUGCCCAAGGAAGCCUAGGGAUUCUACCUGCCCUGGACCUGCCCAGUCAUGGCACACUGAGAUCAUUUUCUAUGGUCUGGGAUGUGACUGUCGUCACUGUGUGGUGAACACAUGAAGCAAAGAGCAGACAGAGAGACACACAGCAGUGUUCUGCAGCUUGCAGUGAAACUAGCCUUACUCUGACUUUCGGAUUCCGUGGCAUUCCAGGGAGCUCCCUGCCAUGCUGUAGGCCUGAAGGCCACCUGCCUGGGCAUUGGGGACAUGCUGAAGAGUCAGUCUUAACAUUUGGUUAGACUCUACAUCCCCCCCUCCCUGCAGGAAAAAAAAAAAACAACUUGAACAUUAUGAUGCCAAUUGUGGAAAAUAUUGAAAGUACUAAACUGUAAUUGAAAGCUACUCUUUUUAUUUUUUUUUGUGUUAUGCAGUGUUGAAUGAACUGAUGUUUAAUGAUAAGCAUUUUUUGUAUUCAUCAUCUUUGAUGUGUCUAAUGUACAUCAAUGAGCCCCUAUCAAGAGCAUUAAAGGUGUGUCAAACUGUCCCUCUGGGGCUCAGCACAGUCACACUGGAGUGACACUCCAGUCCCAUGGUCUGCUUCUUUGUCCCUUGCUGUCCCCAGGCCAGAGGAGGGACAGGCUCUGAGUCUUUCGAUCAGAGCUGCCUUCCUGGGCACCCGGCCUAGCCAGUUCCACUUUGCUCUGAGGCAGUAGCAGUCAUGAUAUACCUUGAGAGGUAAUAGUUCAGAAGGUCAGGGCUUUAGUGACCCCUCUGCUCUCAGUCAUGGCAGAAUGUUGUAAGAUCGUUCCUGAGGUCCUCAGAGGAGUAAAGGAGACCCAUUAACACCUGAAACAGAGAAUAUGGGUAUCGCUUUAAUGCUUUUUAAAAGCAAAGACAAAAUGGUUUGUCUGUGCCACUGGUCACUAAUGAUAAAGGCCUGAGUAGGUAUUCGUACAUGUUCUUAUGGGUAAAUAAACUUUCACAUCUAUGCAAAUGUAAAGCACGGGGAAUAAAGAUUACAGGGUUUUUAUGAGUAUGUAUUUUCCCUAUCAAAUAUAAAAAAAGAAAUCUCAGAAAAUGUUCCCCCCCAAAAAAUCCCAUGAUUAGUCAUGAAUUAUUCUCAUAUAGGCACAUUUUUCAGACCUAAUUCUCUGUUAAAAUUGAAAUUAAAAUGGCAGAUGGGCUCUGGGAGAUGUGUCAGAUUGUAAAGAAGUGGCAUAUGGGAAUAUCCCAAUGAGACAUCGUGUGGCAUUUCACACACUUCUUCGACAGUGUACGUGGCCUCCGUUGCACACACUUUUAAAAUCCACACUCAACAGAUGAUUUAUUUGUUGUCUCUAGGGUGGAUUUUCAUUGAAUGCUUGAACUCAUCACAUUACUUUCUUUUAAGAAAAGAAUAAAUCCUCCUGGCGUAGCACUAAAUUUUCUUGUUUUAAAAAUAAGCUCCCCUUCUUGAAUGUUUCCCUAACUUGAAAGGUCAUUUUGUUUCCCCUGGAAAUGAGGGUGCAAAUAUUUCAAGAACUUAUAGCCAAACUUGAUAGAAAAUGCAUUCUAGGUUACCUUCAUUCUGGUCCCUGUCCAUUUGAUAUAGUAACCCCACCCUGGGAUUCUCAUAUUUGAAACAAGACUAUAUUCUGACACUAGUAUUGCCUUUUCAAAGCCUCAUUUUUGGCUUCCUGGUUCUUUAUUCAAAUUUCCACACCCUGCCACCUUUGCUCUUAUUUAGCCAAUCAAUUGGAACAAUUGCUUAGGAAUACCAUGGGCUGUAUUCUGGUUUUCACCACCAGUGACAUGACUUCUCUUCUGGAGGUAUACUGCUGCUGCUCCUGGUGCAGUGCAUGCCAUAAUCCAGACUUCUUAAUAGUACAUCUCACACACACACACACACACACACACACACACACACACACACACACACUAUGCAAAGGAUAUGCCAUUCACUUUGGAACCUCCUUUUCAGAGUAGAUCUGCUCUACCUGGGGACUUUUUGUUUGGGUUAGGCUGCAACCUGCAGGUCACAUUUUAAUUUCCAGACUGGCACUGUCAUUUCCUUCUCUCCUCCCUGCUUCAUCCCUCCCUCCAACCAUUCUUGCCUUCCUUUGUUCCUUCAUUCUUUCCUUGCUUCCCUUUACCCUUUGAUACAAGAAGCACAUGGAGGAGUUAACAUGUGUAAGCUACAUCUGGCUGAACCUGUUGUCAAAUGACAUUAAUCAGCUUAUUUUUCUAGAAUUAGGGUUCAAGUUUGGCUGGUUUUCAUUAAGAAACUGGCUUUAGUCACAUACUUACAUUCUCUGGAAGUUGGUCCCAAUGUUGUUUAGGGUCCUCACUCCAUCAUCAAUCCUGCUAGGUGCUGACAUUCUGCAGAAAGAAGAAUAGAAUCUUUGCACACUGCACAGCCUAAGACAUUUCCAAAUACCCUGGGGACUUUCUUGGAACUGGGGGCCGUGUCACCACUGACUGAAGCUAACUCAGUGAGUUCUAAGGAACUCUGGGACAUUGGGUGAAACUAUGCUUCAAAAGAAAAGUCUCUGUCAUCAUAGUUCUAGGCUUUUUCUUUAAAACUUCCCAAUGCAAGCUAGGCCUCUUUAUGCCUCUGUCACUUAAAACUUAACUCCUGGUACCCAAGCAUCCCUAGUUCUGUUGAAUACAACAAAGCGCAUAUUAAAGUAGAUUCUACCUAGAAUUAGCAUUGACCUUGAGGGAACAGAAGAAGAUUUCCUAUGCAUAUGGUGGAAUGAAAGAGACACUAAAGCAAUUGAAGAUAAGCCACAAACAGUAAAUGUUUGUGAGGGCAUCUGCCAUCAAGAUGCCUCUGUCACCAGGAAGGAUCAACUCACAUAGUUGGGUGUGGAUGCUAUUGAUUCACAGGUGAUACUGAAAAGAAAAGAAACAGAUGUGGCAUGUGAGAUGGAAAGGUGAGGGUUGUCACUCCCUAGUGAAUAUCCUACAUAGGCCCUGGCACAGAUCUAGCCUACAACCAAGUACUGUGGGCCUGACAUUUGGACUCUUCUAUAAUCACAUUUCCUAGGUGCAUGAGUCUUAGUUAAGAGCAUGAGCAUUGUUGCCUUCUUACUUAUCUACAAAGGCAUGGAAAUGACCAGUUCUGACACCUGUAUCAGCAAAUGUUCCACAUGGAUUUUGCCUUCAAUACUGUGGACAAUUUUUCAUCAAAGAGGAUUCCACCUAAAGAAUGGCUAUGUUAUUGUGUGAUCAAAUAGCUCAAGGGAUGUUUUCCUAAAUAGGCAUCAGGGUUGUAUUUGGUCAUUCAUCUAAAUACAGCCUAUUAGUACAUAAAUUUGUAUAUAUCCUCAUGUUUCUUUGCUAAAUUUUCUUGCUUUUAGAAUAAACCACAAAUAGUUCCCCAAUAAGUAAAGCCAUAUUCCUCCUCAGUUUUUCCACAGGGUCAUCAACUUUCUUAACUAUGAGGUAUCCUAGAAUCUUCAGUGAGCCCUUCAUGUUUUAAGUCAUACUUUGGGGUCCACUACAUUCAGUAUUACUGUCUCCAAAAAAAAAAAAAAAAAAAGUUUGGGAGCCUCAACCAGAAAAAACAGACACCAUUUACCAGUUGGUGAUAUAGUGGACUCUGUCAGCCUCAGAUCAACCUCUUUUUCAAGUGACAGUCUGUGUCUGAGUCUCAUGGCUCCCAAAAUCACUUUUCCUGGAGGUCUCAAAGCAGUAACCUUACAUCAACUCCUUUGCAAACUCUCUGCUGUUUUCCUAGAGUCUAAAAAUAAUAUUAAACAUGCCUGGCUCAUCUAUUCAUUCCUACACCUUUACAACUUCAUGGAACAUCUAGAGAUUUAUGUUGAAACAUCAUUGUCAGUAUUUCAAAACUGUUAUUAGCCAUGGGUAUUUGAUAUUAUCUAUUAUCAAAUACUAAAGGACAUAGUGAGUACAAUGCUUCUUUGAGAAAUGCAUGUGAGAUGGGAAAACCCAAGUUAAUGUUCUUGUUGACCUAGCAGAUGUAUCACGGGGAAUGCUGUGUGAGAGAUUAAUGCCCAGAGCCCAGGCAUCAUCUGUCUCUCCAGCUUAUCUUUUCAGUUGUUAUCAUUAAUUACAAUGAUGUAAGGAGAUUUUGCAGCUUUAUAAAUACUAAGCCAAGGCCUUCAGGUUGUCUCUAUGAAUAAUCUUAUGAAACAAAAGAAAUGUGUUGUUUUCCAGUUUGCUACUGUUCCCUUUGAGAAACAUUAUAUACAAACUAUUGGCAGAAGUUGCAAAAGUCACUCUUCUUUGUGGACUUAUGUUGAAGUUGCAUUCACAUUGUAAUGUUGCAUUAUCAGAAUUUUGAUAUAUGUUACUGGAGCAUUAGGGAUAGAAACACAUCUCUUAAAAUAGUUCAGACUACAAACAAUGUGCAGCCUCCUGAACACCAAAUUUGGAGUCUGAUACAAAUGGUAUAGCUCAUAAUGAGGGCCCAGCCCCCAAACGUGAUCCCAUUGAAUGAUGUUCUGCCAUUUAAGCUAAUAACCAUGACCAGAGCCUAAUAUCAACUUGCUUUACUUGGGAGACAGUGUACAGAUAACUAAACUAAUCAAGGAUACUCUUGGAUCAGAAAGGGAAAAUCAGAGAUGGAAAUCACUAAAAUGUAAGCAGGGCAGGAAGAUCUCCACCCCUUCAUAAUCAGUCAAGAAUCUAAGGCCAGUAUGUCAUCCAUAAUCCUUAUCUUUCCCGGCUUCUUGGUGAUUUAAUACCAGAUGGUUCCAAUGUUAGAUAAAUACAAGCAGAAAGCUAAGCCUGAGCUCUGGUAAACAGAAACUGUUCUUCCAUCAGGACGCUAAAGGAAGUUUGUUGUCUGCAGGAAAUGAUUGACUUUCCUUAUAAAGUUGCGAGUGCCUUUGCUAAGCUCUGUGCUGUUAUUCCUCCUGGUUAUUGAUUGUUCCAAUCAGAGCCAAGGGUUGGCUGUAUACACUUUGAGGAAAACUACUCUUGUGUGUCUGUUUAAACUCAGGAACAGAAAAUGAGACAGAAAUGCCUCAUGUUCCAAUGUGGUUUUGCUUUCAGAACAGGAACAAGGGUGUGUUCAGAUGAGGUGACCCUAGUCCAGCCUGAGAAGAAAAAAAAAAAAAAAGCUGUUGCUUUAAUUUUUAGAUCUUCAUGGAAACAUGUUAGAUCCUGCCCUGUGAUAGAAAAGUCUAGUCAGUGCACAUAGAAGUCAAGGUUUGUUUCUGUUGCUCUUCAGUACACAGGCACAAGGAAAACAUCAAGAUUAUUAGCAGGGACACAGUGUGGAAUGAGAACCAACUCGAAUGUUAUGUGGGUUGUUUUGUCUGAUUUUGCAACUCCAAUAUCAGAACUGCUAGAAAAAUUAAUCAAAUUGGUAUGUUGUAUUUGGGUUUAAAAUGUUAGCAGUGUCUUCUGUGCUAAAGUUGACCACUUAUCUCUUAUACCAUGACUGUGGACUAAUGCCUCGAGAUCUGUUUCAAAAGCAUGCACAGUGCAAGCCUCCAACAACUGAAUCACUAUGAUGCUCACCUCAUCUGUCAAUGAGAUGCACCAGCUUGUCUCAGUGUAAGAUUCUGCAAAACAUGUGGCCAAACCUGUGCUACCCGACUUGGUCAACUUUGUACCUGCUAUGCCUCCUUGCCUGUUUUGUGAUACAAAAUAAAACUGCUUGGGAUUGUUUCAUUUCCCAUUCAUGGAAGUUUCUCCUAGACCAACUUCAGCCCCUGGUAAACCUGCAGACUGUGACUGAUCUUAAGAUUUGAACUUCAAAGGUAAUAUAUGUUAGCUACUACAGAACCAUUUCAAGAGUGAAGUAGCUCUGCAUUCCCCUGUUAGUUCCCUGAGAAAACAGCUACCUGGGUCUGUGCAGGAAUGCACCUGCCGGUGACUAUUUCUCAGACAUUCAGCAACCCACACUGCUCAGUCUUUAUGUUUGGCUGUCAGUAUUUCCUCUGAACUCUCACUAGACACCUGCAUUGGUGGUUUCCUGUGGUCAUUGUCUUUUUGUUUAACUUGCUGGUUUUAUGUUCUCCCUUAGAGCUGACCAGGUCCUUGCCUCAAAUUGUUGCUUGAUGAUGCCUGGCAGAAAUCUUGAUUUCAGAAAUUAGUUUGAGACCCUAAUUGUGUCAACUCAGGUAGGGACCUCAUUCUGUCUGUCACUGAACCAAUUAUGGAAGUUCCAAAAAGGAAUGGGCAGGGGCACUUCCCAAACAAUCAGCCAAAAACAACUCACAACUGUCUAACCAAACAUAUUAAUAAGGUGAAACUUGUACUUAUUAUAGCAGUGGAAAUGUCGUCUUGUAUCACUGCUCUAGGUGCAUCUAUCCAGUGUCUAUCAUCUCUUUUAACAAUGAAGUCAUAAAAUGGUUCUGCAUAUUGCCAAGAGCACAACACUACUCCCUUCCUAGAACUCCCUUCCAAUCCCGCUCAUCAUCUCUCUGCCAACAUUUUGUGGAAACUAAGAGAAUAGUAAUUAUGUACAGAUAAAUUGUAUUAUAUUUUUUGUACUUAAUGUUUUGUGUAAAUAGUUUGCCUCAUUCAGUUGUAUGUGAGUAUUGAAAUAAACCCUGCCAUUUAGGAAA
Onychomys torridus (southern grasshopper mouse) is the source of this 10957-nucleotide messenger RNA. It is a transcript of the gene Sema5a, whose product is annotated as semaphorin 5A. Lineage: Eukaryota; Metazoa; Chordata; Mammalia; Rodentia; Cricetidae. The record is from RefSeq and is a predicted model, not a curated record. Gene Ontology annotation, biological process: neural crest cell migration; semaphorin-plexin signaling pathway; axon extension. Gene Ontology annotation, molecular function: semaphorin receptor binding; chemorepellent activity.